Cuscuta campestris is the source of this 1238-nucleotide messenger RNA. NCBI's taxonomy places the organism in Eukaryota, Viridiplantae, Streptophyta, Magnoliopsida, Solanales, Convolvulaceae. The record is from the annotation of a GenBank genome assembly.
AUAGAAUUGGAGGAAAAAGUAAAUAUUGGCAAAUAAGGUUACCAAUUAUUGAAGAAAAUGAAGAAAACUUGUGGAAUUGGAGCUUAAAGGACUUGGAGAGCUGCUGCUGACCUCUGAACGGAUCUUCUGCCGCCAUUCUGCUGUCGCCGCGCCCACCAUCUCCGGCGACCACCAUUGCAGCGGCCUGAGUUGCUGCUUGGCUCCCGUCGUCGUUCCCCCAUGUGUUUCCCCCUUUUUGAAGCUUUGAUCCAUCAUCAAUUUAUAGCAAGAUGGAGCUUUUACCGUUGAAUUUUUGCCAGUUGGAUGAUUAUUGAUCGCGAACGUUGGAGCGUUGCAUUGAUUAGGUCUUCCGCCCGUUGCGCGAAGAAGAAGAAGCCGCUGAGGAUCGAAUUUUUUUUCUUUUCUUGAGUGAAGCUAAAGAGGGAGGAGACUUGGGCUGAUCUUAUUUUUGGGGCCCUUAUUUUUUUAAGCUAUAAAUACACAAACCCAUUGUCACACCUUUACCACAUUGCUUGUUGAGAUAUUGCGAAAAUGGCUAAUUCCCAAUCUGCCCUUCCCUUCUUCUUCCUCAUCUCAUCACUCUUGCUCCUCUGCUCUGCAGUCUCAGUCCUUGCACGUCAAGCUCCCCCUUUGACCCCUGCACCAGCCCCUGCCUCCACUGUUGACCACCGCAACCACCCUUCUCCGUCCACCGGAACACCGCCGGGAGCCGCCCCUACCAAGCCACCACCACACCAUAAUGCAAAGCCUCCCACCGGCCACUCAGAUUCCCCAGCUCACCCCCCUACCCACCACCACGACCACCACCACCACAGUGACCACCACCACCACCACAGCGACCACCACCUCGACCACCGCCACCACCAUCCUCAAGCUCCGGCAGACGCCCCCCGGAAACCAGGUCCAUACCCCACAGCUCCCGCCCCUCAUCACCAUUCCCACUCCGUUACCGCAUAAUCAUCAAAGAAGUUUAAUAAUGCCCAUGUUUUAGUUAAAUAAAUAGUUUGGUUUCAUUAUUGUGUUGUACUCCUAAUUAUAUUUACUUUUUCAUUGUUGAGUGGACUUAUAACACUCCUUCAAGGUUUCUUGUCGGUUCUUUCCCUUGAUGCCUUUGUUGAACCGACAACAACUAUGAAUUUCAUAUGAUUUCUAUGUCCUCGAUCGAGCAUUAAGAAUUCCAUAUGAUUUCUAUCACUUUCUAUGAAUUGUGUUUAUAUUAACAAAUUGCUAUGUCUGAG